AUGGCUUCUUUUGGGUGGAAGAGAAAGAUUGGUGAGAAAGUUUCAAAAGCUACUUCCCAGCAAUUUGAAGCAGAAGCUGCGGAUGACAAGGAUGUGACUGAAGAAGAUGAUGCCAGCUGGGUGCAUGCAACAAAGAGAAGAAAGGAGAUUCUCUUAGAAGACUGUGUAAAGAAAAGUAAGGAGCUGAAGGAGGAAGGUGCAAACUUGGCUGAGAACAGGAGGUACCGAGAGGCUAUUAAGAAGUGGGAUGAAGCACUUCAGUUAACUCCAGAGGAUGCUACGCUUUAUGAAAUGAAAUCUCAGGUCCUGAUGUCUUUACAUGAAAUGUUCCCAGCAGUGCAUGCAGCAGAAAUGGCUGUCCAGAGAAACCCACGUUCCUGGGAUGCCUGGCAAACUUUGGGACGUGCCCAGCUUGGAUUAGGAGAGAUAGCACUGGCAAUCCGUAGUUUCCAAGUGUCCUUACACAUCUUUCCAAUGAACCCUGAAGUAUGGAAAGAGGACCUUUCCUGGGCAAGAAAACUAUACGAACAGCAGAAGGCAACAAAGACUGAGGCCAUGCACACACUAGCAAAAGUUAAAGAGCAUGCACAAGAAUCAAUCCCAGACUAUGACUUCGAAAGUGAUGAAGUUGUGGCAGUCUGUGCUGCCAUUGCGGAGAAGGAGAAAGCUCUUUCAGAAGCUAGAACAGUAGUGAUUGUGUCUGCUUCAGGCACAGUAGAAACUGUUACUGAGAAAGAGGAUUGUCCUGCAACUCCUGAUGAAACCCUUUUCAUCAGAGCCCGAUAG
Messenger RNA from Nestor notabilis (Kea), 786 nucleotides. RefSeq names its product tetratricopeptide repeat domain 33 (gene TTC33). The record is from RefSeq and is a predicted model, not a curated record. NCBI's taxonomy places the organism in Eukaryota, Metazoa, Chordata, Aves, Psittaciformes, Psittacidae. Gene Ontology annotation, molecular function: protein binding. The transcript has 4 exons. Bases 1 to 786 code for a protein of 261 amino acids.